GGGAGCUGCGGCAGCUGCGGUCGGGGGAGCGCCUGUUCCUGCUGCUGAAGAAGCACAGCCCGCUGCCGGUGUCCGGGAACAGAGGGAAAAUGCUUCAUGAGAUUAAAAGCCUUGUCAUUGAGGACCCGAAAUACUGGCUGGAUAUUGUCUCUGCUUGGAGAAAGCUUCAUGGGCACGAGAGGAAAACAGAUGAUGGCUCUAUAGGAAAUGCAUUGUCUCUGAAGAGAAAGUCAGAAGAAGAGACAAAUACUGCAAGUAAAAGGCAAAAGACAGAACAAGUGAGGGCAGUUGUGUCUGAGGAGUGUCAGGUGGGAGCUGGAGAGACCUGUGAGGCAGCAGCCAGAAUGAGCAGGCCAGAGUGCUGGACUGAGAGCAGGACUUGCUCAGAAUUGCCUUCCAUGGGCAAUGCGGAGGAUCCUGCUGCCAGUGAGGAGCUUGGCUUCAGCUUCAGGGUGUCAUGUCGCUGCAGUGGAGCCAUUGCCAGAACACUGACUUCACAGGAGGUCGGCAGAGCCCUUGGCACAGCCCUGGUGAAGCAGUGUGGGUGGCGAGCUGAUCUGCGGGACCCUGACCUGGAGAUCUUUGUACAUCUCAAUGACAUUCACUCUGUGGUGGGGAUUCCUCUUUUCAGGCUUCCAUUGGCAAACAGAGAGUACAUCAGAACAGCAGGACUGCGGUCAACAGUGGCAUGGGCCAUGGCAUCUCUGGCUGAAAUCAGGGUUGGUGCCCUUGUGCUGGAUCCCAUGUGUGGGCUAGGAACCAUCCUGCUGGAGGCUGCCAAGGAGUGGCCUGACGCCUGGUACUGGGGUGCUGAUAUAAGUGACUCACAGUUAGAGGGUGCAGAUGGCAAUAUCAGAGCUGCAGGCCUGGUGGAUAAGAUUGAGCUGCUUAAAGCUUCUGUGAAAGCUCUGCCAUUGCCUUCAGAGAGCUUUGACAGCGUUAUUUCGGAUAUUCCAUUUGGGAAGAAGUUCAAGACCACAAGUGAUGCCCAGCUCCUACCAGAUCUUCUCCAGGAAAUGGAGAGAGUGCUUCGAGUUGGAGGGACCCUGGUGUUGCUGCUGAGCCAGGAGCUCCACAGACUCAUGGAUGGUUUGACCAGGAGUGCUGGACGUGACCCUGCUGAGGCCUCUGCUGAUUGUGACAGUGGAGCACAGGCCAUGGAUGGUUUGAUCAGGAGUGCUGGAGGUGACCCUGCUGAUGAUGACACUGGAGCAGCUCCUGCACAGGCCAUGGAUGGUUUGACCAGCAGUGCUGGAAGUGACCCUGCUGAUGGUGACAGCAGAGCAGCCCCUAGUGUGGAUGGGAAUUCCUCCUCCUUGGCCCAGGGGGGUGGAGAACCUGUUCUCAGCAGACAUUUUGGGUCCCUGCUGCCAGAGGGUGUCUAUGCUGUUAGCCUCGGCAAGACUGAUGCUUUCAUCCACAAAUACAGGAAGGUGUCUGGGCCUGGGAGCUGUCCCAGGACUGGGACACUCCCUGGAGCUGGGAGCUCUCUGGCCCUGGGCUGAAGGGAACUGGAAAGCUUUGGGAGCAGCAGGGCAGGGCUCGGUGGGGCUGUGCUGGUGCAGACACACCCACUGCCAUCCCUUAGAUUGCCUCACCUUCCUGGCAUGUCCUAAGGCACUGUGCUGUUGUGUCUCUGGUUUUUAGGAGAAGUGGAAUGUGACCUUGUUCACAGGGGUCUGAGGAUGAGGGAAGAGACGAGGAUCUGACUCCAUGUUUCAGAAGGCUGAUUUAUUAUU
Molecule: messenger RNA, 1739 nt
Organism: Zonotrichia albicollis (white-throated sparrow)
Lineage: Eukaryota; Metazoa; Chordata; Aves; Passeriformes; Passerellidae
Source: RefSeq, a predicted model, not a curated record